This is a messenger RNA of Thlaspi arvense, 2457 nucleotides long. The record is from the annotation of a GenBank genome assembly. Lineage: Eukaryota; Viridiplantae; Streptophyta; Magnoliopsida; Brassicales; Brassicaceae.
AUGAUAGCACUGUUUCAUGAUCGAUUUACUCUUCUAGCUCCAGCUCGAUCUCGGGCUGAAGCUAUGGCGCAGAGUAAUUGGGAAGCUGAUAAGAUGCUUGACGUUUACAUAUAUGAUUAUUUGGUGAAGAAGAAACUGCAUAAUACUGCGAAGUCGUUUAUGACAGAAGGGAAAGUCUCGCCGGAUCCAGUUGCGAUUGAUGCUCCUGGAGGGUUUCUGUUUGAGUGGUGGUCUGUGUUCUGGGACAUAUUCAUUGCAAGGACAAAUGAGAAACAUUCAGAGGCUGCUGCAGCUUAUAUAGAGGUGGCUGGCUUCAUACCAUUUAAAGAUAAAAUUUUAAGUUUCGCACAACAAGGUAAAGCGAAGGAGCAGCAACUUCAUAUGCAGCAAUUGCAGCUGAUGCGCCAAGCUCAACUGCAGCGUAGGGACCCGAACCAUCCUUCUCUGGGGGGUCCGAUGAAUGCUAUUGGUUCUGAAGCGAUGCUUGGGCAGUCAAAUGCCAGUGCUUUGGCUGCAAAAAUGUACGAGGAACGUAUGAAGCAACCAAACCCAAUGAACACUGAGACAUCCCAACCACAUAUGGAUACAAGGAUGGCCAUUCUCAAAUCAGGGGCAAACCAUCAUGGGCAUAACUCCUGUCCUCACACCGUUGACACCUUCUCGUCCUGUCAUUUCUGUCCUAAAACAGUCAGAUGGUGCAAGGAAACCACCAAGGAGGAAAUCAAAAGUGAAGUUAAUAUGGGUGCAUCUCCAAGACAAUUGCCAGUGGAUCCUUCUACAGUUUAUGGCCAGGGAAUUCUGCAAUCAAAGCCUGGGAUGGGUACUGCAGGACUAAACCCUGGAGUAGGUACUAUUCCUUUAAAAGGAUGGCCAUUAACUGGCAUUGAUACAAUCCGGCCAGGUUUAGGCCCUCAAGUUCAGAAAGCUUUCCUUCAAACUCAAAGUCAAUUUCAGCUCUCGCCACAGCAGCAACAACAACAACAGAUCUUGGCUCAGGUUCAAGGGCAAGGAAAUAUGACUAAUUCACCCAUGUAUGGCGACAUGGACCCUCGGAGAUUUACAGGGUUACCUAGAGGAAACCUGAAUUCGAAAGAUGGCCAACAAAAUGCAAAUGAUGGAUCUAUUGGGUCUCCAAUGCAGUCAAGUUCGUCAAAACAUAUCAACAUGCCGCCAGUACAGCAAUCUUCUUCUCAGCAACAAGAUCCUUUACUAUCACAGCAAUCGCAGCAGAACAACCGCAAACGAAAAGGACCUUCAUCUUCUGGUCCAGCUAAUAGUACAGGGACGGGAAACACUGUCGGCCCAUCCAAUUCACAGCCGUCGACUCCGUCAACUCAUACCCCUGUCGAUGGAGUUGCUAUAACUGGUAACAUGCAGCAUGUGAAUAGCAUGCCAAAAGGCCCUAUGAUGUAUGGUUCUGAUGGAAUAGGCGGUCUUGCUUCAUCAGCAAAUCAACUGGAUGACAUGGAACCGUUUGGAGAUGUGGGAGCCCUUGAAGAUAAUGUAGAAUCGUUUUUGUCCCAAGAUGAUGGAGAUGGAGGAAGCUUGUUUAGCACCCUAAAGCGGAACCCUUCUGAGCAUGCCGAAACCUCAAAGGGUUUUAGUUUCAAUGAGGUUAGUUCUAUAAGAAGAAGUACCAGUAAGGUCAUCUGCUGUAAUUUCUCAUCUGAUGGGAAGUUAUUGGCUAGCGCUGGACAUGAUAAGAAGGUAUUUAUUUGGAACAUGGAAACACUACAAACUGAGAGCACUCCCGAGGAACAUGGUCAUAUCAUCACGGAUGUUCGCUUCAGACCUAAUUCAACUCAACUGGCUACGUCAUCCUUCGACAAAACUAUCAAAAUCUGGGAUGCUUCUGAUCCUGGUUACUACCUACGAACGAUUUCUGGUCAUACUGCUCCUGUAAUGUCCCUUGAUUUUCACCCUAAGAAAACAGAGCUUUUCUGCUCCUGUGAUGGCAACAAUGAUAUUCGUUUCUGGAACAUCAACGCUACUAAUUUCGGGGCUAGCACGCAAGUACGGUUCCAGCCAAGAAUUGGACAAUUGCUGGCUGCAGCUUCGGAAAAUAUUGUGUCAAUUUUUGAUGUUGAACUUGAGAGACGGGUCCACAUGUUAAAGGGACAUUCCUCGAGUGUACAUUCUGUUUGUUGGAACCCAACCGGAGAGUUGGUAGCUUCUGUUAGCGAAGACUCUGUUAAAUUAUGGUCUCUGAGCUCAGGAGAUUGCAUCCACGAGCUCAGUUCUAGUGGCAACAAGUUCCACUCUUGCGUUUUUCACCCUAGCUAUCCCAAUCUCUUGGUCAUCGGUGGCUACCAGUCACUGGAGCUGUGGAACACACUAGAGAACAAAUGUAUGACAAUACCGGCUCACGAGUGUGUGAUCUCUGCCUUAGCUCAGUCGCCUUCGACGGGAAUGAUAGCGUCUGCAAGUCAUGACAAAUCGGUAAAGAUUUGGAAGUAG